CGCAGCGCUAGCCUGGACAGAGUCACUGCGCGCGCCAGAGGCCACUCGCUCUAUUUAUCCAACAAGUGCCCGUCCGUUUCUCUCGUUCUCUCUCUCUCUGGGACCGUUCAACGACUUGUCUUCGCCUUUGAAAUGUCAAUUACGCAUGCUAGUUACAUUAAAACGACAGCGAAGCGGAGGAACGUGUUGACAUAAACCUUGUAUGUUUAUUGACCAGGCGCGCCAACUUUUAGGGAAUAAUUGAAAAUGGCGAUGUGCUUGUUAAAACGUUUGCGGCGUCCCGGUCGUUAGUGUCAGCAGCUGUCAUUUUUCCUCUGGUUUUCUUUAUUUUGAGUUGAAUUUUAGUUUAAUUGCUUUAGUUUAAAUGAACUAACACUAAUCACAACUAAACGAUUCGGUAAGGAGGUGUGUUGGCGUAGAGAGUUUGGACAGGAAAGUAAUGGAAAAUGAUGAGCCCGCGUCGCCGGACCCGAACCAUGACAGCACUCAGAGAACAAGAGGAAAUCCAGUGCAUAAGAAAUCCCAUCUAAAAAACCACCUAAUCUCUCCACCUCGCGACAGCAUCAUCUGUUCAGAAGUUUGGUUAACUGUGACACAGAGCUGUCAACCAUACUGAGUGAUUUUGACGUAUAUCUUCACCAGAGAAAGACAGCAGUUCACACAUGCUGUGAAGAUGAUGCGAGUUGUACGCGACUCAUUCCGCCAUAUUAGCAGAAGGAUGAAACGUCCAAGGUGUCUUGAACCACCUAAGUCAGAGCUGGAUGAUGCACAUCAUGGAGGAUGGGAAGCUCAGAUUGAGGUGAUCCCAUGUAAGAUCUGUGGAGACAAGUCAUCAGGGGUUCAUUAUGGAGUUAUCACUUGUGAGGGCUGCAAGGGCUUCUUCCGCAGAAGUCAGUCCUCCAGCGUGCAGUACUCGUGCUCCAGACAGAGCAACUGCCCCAUUGACCGCGCCAGCCGUAACCGCUGCCAGAGCUGCCGCCUCAAAAAAUGUGUCGCUCAAGGAAUGAGCCGUGACGCGGUGAAGUUUGGUCGUAUGUCUAAACGUCAGAGAGACUCGCUAUUUGCAGAAGUCGAGAGACAUCGGCAGCAGCAGCGUCUUCAGGCCAACUCAGUCCAAGAGCCCCAGCCUCUCCCAGCCUACCGCACUGGCAAAGAGCCCAGAGAACAGUCACCACAUCUCAUCCCACCUCUACCUCCAGCUUACCCUUAUUCUGUAGAGCCUGAACUGCAAGGGUGCCCUCCAGAGGUGCAUCCAUACCUGGAGUGUCGCAUAGGCGAGGCCCAGGCUCAGAGUCUGGCCUACAGGGGCUCCCACAGAAGAGGUGAGAGCAACAGCUUGUCAGCUGGGCGAGGAUUUGACUCCACAAGGUCUACACCAGAGGCUAUUCUGAACAUGAGCGGCAGUGAAAUAGGGUUUCGUCCUUUUGACCCUGAGAGCUCGUUCUUUUCUUACCCGACAUCUCUGCACAUAGAGGACAUCUCUGCAAGUAUCAUACGUUCUCACAGAGAGACGACUCAGUAUCGGCCGGAACAGCUGCAGGCUCUCAGAUGGAAGGUUUUCAGCAGGGAGGAGAUCCACGCUUACCAGAGCAAAUCGGUGGAUGAGAUGUGGCAGCACUGUGCGGUGCGGUUGACCGAUGCUGUUCAGUACGUGGUGGAAUUUGCUAAACGUAUCCCAGGAUUCCGUCAGCUUUGUCAGAAUGAUCAAAUUGCUCUCCUCAAGAGUGGGUCCAUGGAAGUGGUUCUGGUUCGGAUGAGUCGGAUGUUUAACACAGAAAACAACACAGUAUUCUUUGACGGCAAAUUUGCAGGAACAGAACUUUUCAAAUCCCUCGCAUGCGGUGAUCUACUAGCUGCUGUAUUCGACUUUGCUCACAAUCUGUGUGUGCUGAGACUGACUGAACAGCAGAUAGCAGUGUUCACUGCGCUGGUCCUCCUCAAUGCAGAUCGACCGUGUCUGGAAGACAGAGAGCGAGUGCAGAGAGUAAGGAGAGAUGUGGAGCUUGCCCUUCGUCACAUUCUGCACAGAGACAAUCAGGAGAGUCUACUGCAUAAGCUGUAUCAAAGAGUCCCAGUGCUGAAGUCUCUGUGUGCGCUGCAUAUUGAGAAACUGCGAUGGUUCCGGCAGCUUUACCCUCUCACGGUGCAUUCCCUCUUCCCUCCGCUAUACAAAGAGCUGUUUGGCUCUGACACAGAUAUACUGACACUGACUUCCCAUUGAACACACACACACAGACACAUUUCAUUUGCAGAUGCAGGAAUGAAAUGACAUCGCACACAAUACACAAACGCACCCACAGUUAAUAUAGUGUAAGCAUUCUAGAUCUAAAUAAGAAGUUAAAUAUAUUUUUGUAAAUCUCAUAAGAACAGAAAAUAAUAUUAACAGAAGUAUGCAGUAUUUUGUGCAAAUUCUAUUCUGUAGGCCAAAAGCAAAAUAUUACUACAAAUCCUAUUCAGUAUUCCUAAACUUGGUUUUGUCUGAGGAUGUAUUUUAAUGUUUUCAAUGAUCCUAGCUGGUAUAGAGGAGCUUUAGCUCUGAUCAACAUCGUGAUUUAUAGAGAUGAUCAGUUUUGAUACAAUGAUAUUUGCAGAUCUCAAAGCAUCGUUGAAAAAGGAACUGCUAUUUUUCUAAAAACUGACAACAUCAGUUAGCAACUGUGGAUUUUAAAGCUUCAUUUACACAUUAGAGUCCCCUUUUUUCCUCCCUUUUGAUUUCUCAGGCGGUACAGAGACGUGAAUGCUUAAUGACUUUUGCUACUUAUAGCCUAUUACAUUAUUGCAUUAAUUUAAGUAUGAUUAUCUAUUUUGUGUCAGCUUUUUUUUGUAUGUACUCCCCUCCCAUUAAAGCUUGUCUUGGCACUUAUAAUACUCAUCUUUCAUUCAUUUCACAUGGAUUUGAAAAGAACCUGUUGCUUCAUGAUGGAUUGUGUUCUUGAAAUCACCAUUCCCUUCAAACAGACCAUCUUAAGAUGUGUUUUUGGAUUUUCUCUGUUUAUUAAAAUAAUUAUCAAACUUGCAGAUUUGACUAUUUAUGCUCAAGGUUCUAAAAAAUAAUAGAAUACUUCUAUGAAAUAAAAUAAAAUGCUCUUAUUCAAUAUGCUUGUGUAGACACUUAGAUUGACAACUAUUCUAUUUUGUCUUAAUUGCAGUUUAAUUUGUGGAAAUCUAUAAAGAGGUGUCCUUAUGUUUAUUUGAAGGAGUAUGUGUGCUUUAUAAAUCUGUGUUUAUCAAAAGUCUCUGUGCAUUUUCCAUAAAUCUUUUAGUUUUUAUUUUUGGCACAGUUUCUGUUCCCUGUUGUAUUUUGUGUCAGCUUUAACUUAUAACUCACACAGUUCAUGAAACCCUGUUAUUGUUUCAGAUUUGUUCUGUUUUGGAGCAUAAACACUUGUUUGCUAUCUGUUGUGUUGCUUUGCAGAAAAGACCUCAAAUAAACUUAUGAAAAGCGUAAA
Molecule: messenger RNA, 3449 nt
Organism: Cyprinus carpio (common carp)
Lineage: Eukaryota; Metazoa; Chordata; Actinopteri; Cypriniformes; Cyprinidae
Product: nuclear receptor ROR-alpha B-like
Exons: 14
Coding region: 674-2221 (515 amino acids)
Biological process (GO): regulation of transcription by RNA polymerase II
Cellular component (GO): nucleus
Molecular function (GO): nuclear receptor activity; RNA polymerase II cis-regulatory region sequence-specific DNA binding; zinc ion binding
Source: RefSeq, a predicted model, not a curated record